Messenger RNA from Paramecium pentaurelia, 1400 nucleotides. Lineage: Eukaryota; Ciliophora; Oligohymenophorea; Peniculida; Parameciidae. The record is from the annotation of a GenBank genome assembly.
AAUGGUUUCAGCAUAUUCAGUUGGAAAUGGUAAAAGAUCCAAUGAAGUUCAAUAAGGACCUGAUACUCCAGGACCUGGAUAAUACUCUGGAGACAAGAAACAAAAAUACACUCCCCCAAGUUUCAAGUAUCAAAUCUACAUUUAUAUAUUAGGAUCCCACAAGCAUAAAGAUAAACGUUUUAACCAAGUUUCACUCCAGGACCAGGAGCAUAUGCUUCUUCCGAUGUAUGACAUUUAUCUAACUUAGAACCUACUCAAAGGACCUAAGUUCUCUUUUGCUGGCAAAAAACAAUAAUCUGUUACAUCUUUUUAACCUGGACCAGGAGCUUAUAAUUUAAAACCAACUAAACAAACUCCUUAAUAUAGUUUUGGUGGCAAAUAUGGAAGCCAUCCUGAUGAUUAAUAACCUGGACCAGGAGAAUAUUAAUUAAGUAAAUAAUUAGAUGCUCCUACCAUGAGGUAACUCUCUAUUCAUUAUUUUGUUAGAUUUCCUCGAUCCAAGAGAGACGAUCCUCAUUAAGAAAAAGUACCUGGACCAGGAAGUAUCAUUAAUAAUUUUAUUAAUUACAAGCCUAUAAACAAGAAAGACCUGAAUCAGCUCCCAAAUAUCGUUUUGGCAAUGCUCAGAGAAGAGGACUCUAUGACAAUGAACUUGGAAAAGUACCAGGACGUAUAUUAAUUCAUUAUAUAAUAUUAGCUGGAUAAUAUAAUUAUUCAUCAUAAUUUGAGUCUGUCCAACCUAAGGGUUUUACUUUAGUGUCUAGGAAAGAAUAAAUUACAUAAUAACUUGUUGUUCCUGGACCUGGAGCUUAUGAUCCAUAACCAGUUAAAAGACCUCCUUCCUGUAAGAUUGGCAAAUCAAUGAGAGGAUUAUAGUUUGCCAAUCCAAAUCCAGGACCAGGAGAAUAUGAACCUUAAAUUGAUACAAUUCGUCCUUAAUCUGCUAUGGUUAGAGUAGGAUCAGCAACUAGAAGACCUUUAAAUGAUGUAAAAGGAGUUCCUGGGCCUGGUACUUAUGAUUUACCUUCAAAAAUGGUAGAAGGUCCAUAAGUUAAAAUAUUGGGUCAUAAAUAUGAUCCUGUAUAAGCUCAAAAAGAUUAGGUACCAGGACCUGGUUAAUAUGAGCGUCCUAUUAUGUAAAGACCACAAUCAGCUAAGUAAUAUAAUCUAUAAGUUUUAGAAUUGGUACAUCAAGAAGACAAGAUCUAAAUUCUACUUUAGAGGUUCCAGGACCUGGAUAAUACAAACCUAAAGAUAAAUUAGGAGGACCAUGUUGGGGAUUUGGUACUGGUAAACGACCACCUUUGAAUCCAAAAAAUGAUACUCCUGGACCUGGUGGAUAUGAUUAAGGAAAUGAAUUUGGGUCCUUACCAAAAUAUGCUAUGAAGAAAAUACCAUGA